Molecule: messenger RNA, 237 nt
Organism: Adineta ricciae
Lineage: Eukaryota; Metazoa; Rotifera; Eurotatoria; Adinetida; Adinetidae
Source: the annotation of a GenBank genome assembly
AUGACGACAAAGAAUUCCGCAGAUGCAGAUUCAGCUGUUUAUAAUGAAGUAGAUGGAAUAUUAAAGAAACUAAAUUUUUUCGAGAUUGAUAAUAGACCGAAUGAAAACGAUUUGAGCGAUUUUAAAGCACAUCGGCAUACAUUUGAAAGAAAUGUUUGGUUAUCCAUGGAUUCUGGUCGUCGAACAAUGGUCAUUCAAAAUGAACAAGUUAAAGAACUAUCAAUCAUUCAAAGAUGA